Molecule: messenger RNA, 888 nt
Organism: Cavia porcellus (domestic guinea pig)
Lineage: Eukaryota; Metazoa; Chordata; Mammalia; Rodentia; Caviidae
Product: keratin-associated protein 4-12-like
Exons: 1
Coding region: 38-529 (163 amino acids)
Cellular component (GO): keratin filament
Source: RefSeq, a predicted model, not a curated record
UCUACUGCAAACCACCCAGAACCUCCAGCCCGAUACCAUGGUCAACUCCUGUUGUGGCUCCGUCUGCUCUGAGCAGGGCUGUGGCCAGGAGAGCUGCUGCCAGCCCAGCUGCUGCCAGACCACCUGCUGCAGGACCACCUGCUGCCAGCCCAGCUGCUGUGUGUCCAGCUGCUGCAGGCCCCAGUGCUGCCAGUCUGUGUGCUGCCAGCCCACCUGCUGCCGGCCCAGCUGCUGCAUCUCCAGCUGCUGUAGACCCCAGUGCUGCCGCCCCAGCUGCUGCAUCUCCAGCUGCUGCAGACCCCAGUGCUGCCAGCCCAGCUGCUGCAGACCCCAGUGCUGCAUCUCCAGCUGCUGCCGCCCCUCCUGUGGCAGUUCCAGCUGCUGUGACUCCAGCUGCUGCCGCCGCUGCUGGUCCUGUGGGUUUCGCCCUGUGUGUGGCCAGGUCUCCUGCCAUACCUCUUGCUACCGCCCCACCUGUGUCAUCUCCACGUGUCCCCGCCCCAUGUGCUGCGCCAUCCCUUGCUGCUGAGUCCUGGUGCUGAACCCCAUCCUUCCUCUUCCCUUCACCUUUCUCAUUACAGAAGCAGACCUCGGGCAUCUAAACUAUGACAUCAGAGAAUACAUUCCCACUACCUGUGUGUCCGCAUGCUGGCCCCAGGCAAGCUGUCUUUGGUUGACCUGAAUCAUUAUACUACCUGUUAAGAAAUUAAUAAGAGCUUUCAGGUCCUCUGCUUUGGAACAUGGAACCUCUGCAAGGCCAAUGCAAGCCAGAUCACAGCCUCAGACUUGAGGGUCUCACAGGGCCACCUUCUAUUUCCUUUUACUGUGGGCUUCUGUGAUUUAUGGUUGCUACUUUUAAAUAAAACUAAACCUUUCAUGUCAUAGAAA